GCAAGACCCAAGACAGCCUCUUUAAGCCACACACCCAUUCGAAACAGACACUCCCACAUGGAGGAACACCGCAGGCAAGGCUUGCUCACACACAUGCACAGAGCCACACACGUACAGUCGCACACACAGAGUGAGCGGUGGAUGUGUUCCCCCACACUAAAAGGAGUGCGCUCUCUCUCUCACACACACACACACCCCUUCACAUUAUCUCAGGAUCAAACAUAUGCACAGACUCUCACAGACACCUUUGAAAUCCCCAGCAAACUGGCUGGUGCCCCUGGCAUCCUGCAUGCCACUGCCCUGAUGUCACCCACGAAGUCUGCAGGAGUUGCCGUAGGGACAGCUGGCUGAGGGCAGCUGCCUGUAGAAAUGGACUAACUUGCUGUUUCUUCCCCGCCUGCUUCUUCCUCUCCUCAGCCUUUCUGGUCCCCGAUGCUGCUGCUCCUGCUGCUGCUGCCCAUGGUUUGGGCACCUUUGCUGCUGGCACACCUGCAGACCCUGGCCAAGGAUGACAGAUGCAACGAAACCAACUGGCAAAGGAAUUCAACAACAGAAGAAGUGUCUGAUGAGAACGAACACUUCCUAAAUGUGAGUGUGAGCAACCAGGGCCGCUCUGACUCCCUCUUCCUAACUUGGGACAAACUCUUGGGAGAAGUCCAGGGCUUCUCACUGGCCCUUUAUGACUUGGAGACAGACACUCUACUGCAGGAUGGAUCGGCUGGCCAAAAUGCCACCAGCUUCAGCUUCCAAGGCUUGCUUCCUGGAACACGAUACAGCACCAAAGUCACUGCAUUACUGGGCUGUGCAAGGAACUCCACGAAGAGGAUCACUGGGCAAACAGUUCCUUCACCUGUGAGGGAUGUGAUCCUGAACAGUCAUGGCAGCUUCUCAGUGUUGCUGGCCUCCUGGAGUGAAGCCCCAGGUGCGAAGGAUGGGUACCAGCUGAUUCUCUACCACAUAGACUCAAAGGCAGUUGUCAGGAAUGUGACCGUCUCAAAAGAUGCCACCACAUUCCGCUUUGAGAGGCUUCUGGCGGGCAGUGAAUAUGCCCUGCGCAUCACCACACUGGCUGGAUAUUUCAUGGCAAGCACCAGUGCACGUCAGUGGACAGCUCCCAUUGGUCCCAAGACAUUGACGUUCCAGGGUGGUAACUCCGUUUCCAGUCUGAUUGCCUCUUGGGCCAACACAGGUGGAGCAGAAUGGCUGCGUUUCACUCUCCACAACCUCCACACCCCAGCUGAGAGCACCACAGUGUCAGUCAGGAGCAGUCUGUCCAACUACACUUUCCAGCACCUGCAACCGGGUACCCCCUAUCAUUUGGAGGUUACAGCCACAGCUGGGCCUUACCAGAUUGAGGGACCCAGCGCCACUGCUUAUACAAAUCCCCUGAAGCCAACCAAUGUGAGCUUGAUCAACUAUGACAGAAAUAACACUUUGAAGGCAGCAUGGCACUCACCAGCUGGAGGAAGAGAAUCCUAUCAGGUGAUUCUGCAGUCAGGAGAGAGUGGCACACCUGUCAGAAAUAUGUCAGUGGGAAGGAACGGCACACAUGUCAUCUUCCGCAGCUUAAGACCUGGGAAUCACUACAUUGCCUGGGUGACAGCUAUUGCUGGGCCACAUACAGCAUCCACAAAGAGCACUUCGGCCUGGACAUAUCCCACAGCUCCAACAGGUGGGAGGUUGCUGAGCCAGGGGAAUGCGCACACACUUCAGGCUUACUGGAAAGAAGUGGCUGGGACUGGCUAUGUGACUGCACUGUACACCGUGGAGCCCCUCAUGCUGGUACAAAACAAUUCAGUGCCUAAGGGCAAGUCCAGCCUGGCUUAUGAGGGGCUGAGACCAGGCACUCACUAUGCCUGGGAGAUCUGCGCUGUUGCUGGGCCUCACAUCUCCCUGCCCCUCCGCCUCAGCAACUGGACAUAUCCUUUGCCUCCAGAGCAUUUGAGACUCAGCAAUGAAGGUAACAGCACAAGGUCACUGUAUGCUUCUUGGCAGAAUCCCUCUGGGGGCAGAGGCCACUAUGUAGGAACACUUUUGGAAACUAAAUCACAAAUGGUGAUCAAAAACAUGACAAUUGCAAAGGACUGGACAAAUGUCAGCUUUGAACGGCUGGUCCCAGGACGUCAGUACACCCUGCAGAUGGUGGUAGCUGCUGGACCAUACCAAUCUAUUGUUCGAAGAGCCAGUGAUUGGACAUAUCCUUUGGCUCCUUUGAGAGUAACCCUGGCUACUAGCAAGUGGCCCUCCAGUCUUAUUGCCUCCUGGGACCCCGCUCCAGGUGACAGAGAGCAAUUCUUUCUGCGAUUCUACAGCCAGGAGCACCGACUGCUGAGGAACAUCACAAUUGGACCAAGCAUGCAGAAUUUUACCUUCCAGCAGCUUCUCUCUGGCAGCCAGUAUUUCUUGGAGGUCACGGCACUGGCAGGACCAUAUCGGGCCUCAUCCCAGGUGGUUUCUGCAUGGACAUAUCCUCUGUCUCUGGCUAAUGUGAGUGUGAAAUCUGGCCAGAACCCCCGGCAGCUGAUUGUGAAUUGGAUGGAAUCAGGCAGUGGACGAGAGUACUGGGUACAGCUCUACUCAGAUGAAUCCCUGUCCGCUAUCCGGAAUGUAUCAGUACCACAUGGAACUACUCAGGUGACACUGGAUGGCCUGGUGCCAGGAAUGCGGUAUCGUGUCGAGAUUGUCUCCAGAGCGGGACCUCACCACAUUUCCUCACAAACAGCUAUUGGCUACACAGUACCUUCGAUGCCACUCUCCCUGGUGGUGAAUAGUCAUGGCUCCUCAGUGUUGACUGUCCAAUGGAAGGCUCCACCUGGACAGAGGGACAGCUACAUGGUUUCUGUGUCUGAAGAAGGCUCUGCAGCUAUUAGAAGUCACAUGCCUGUGGUGAAAUCUAGCACUAAUAUCACUGUUGUGGGACUAACCCCAGGAACAUGCUACCUCAUUGCAGUGUGGUCACUGGCUGGACCCUACAGCUCUGCUUCCCGGAACAGCACAGGCUGCACAGCUCCAGCUGCACCUGUAAACCUGACCCUGAGAAACACUGGCAACCCUUCUGUACUCUACACAGCCUGGGCAGAGCCCCCAGGAGGCAGAGACCACUAUCGAAUAAUCCUGUACAGCCUAGAGCCUCCAGGUACAGAGAGAAUUCAGGUUGUGGGGCCAGGAACCCAGGACUUCAUCUGGACAGGUUUACCAGCAGGCAGCCAGUUUGCUGUACAGAUCAUCACCGUGAAAGGCAAAGCUGAGGCUUCUUCUACCACCAUUGUUGAGUGGACACACCCUUUGCCGGCUACAUCUGUGCAAGUGUGGAAUGAAAAAUAUCCAGGCAGGCUGAAUGUGGCUUGGGUACCAGCCUCUGGUAGGCUGGAUAGCUAUGAGCUGAACCUUUACCACUCAGGAUCUGGCACCAUGGCAUCACAAGCAUUUCUGGGAAGAGAUGCCACCAAUUUUACCUUCUCAAAUCUGAUACCAGGAGCCAAAUACAUGUUUGAGAUCAUCUCCAAGGCAGGACCCUAUGGGACUUCAGCAGGAAACUUCAGUGACUGGACAAGUCCUCUGCCUCCUAACAUGGUGCAGCUGUCAAACAAAGGGAACACUGACAAGUUGAGUGCUUCUUGGGAACCCACCAAAGGAGAACAAGAUGGCUAUGCAUUAACACUUUAUUAUGCUGGAUCAGGCACUGUGGCAGCCAAGACAUCUGUAAAGAAGGAUGCCACUAAUUUCACCUUCAUGCGCCUGAUGCCAGGAAGUAAAUACUUGCUAGAAGUUGCUUCCAUGGCAGGACCCUACCAGACAUCAGCAGCGAAUGUUAGUGAUUGGACAUAUCCCUUGGUUCCUGGGAAACUCUCCAUAAUGCUUGAGAAGAACAGCCGUGAAUUGUCUGUGUCCUGGGGAAAGCCCCUUAGCAAGCCAGAGCGCUGCCAGCUGCAGCUGUGGCAUGCAGGCAACAGCACUGGGCUACGGCACCAUGUCCUGGCCCAGUGGCAAGUCCAGCAUGUUUUCCAGGAGUUGGUCCCAGGAAGAAAUUACUCUGUAUCUCUCCACUGCAUUGCUGGACCAUAUAAGAACAGCUCAGAGACUGUGGCAAUCCCAGUAGAGCCCACUCGAGUGAAGGACCUUCAGUGUCUGCCUGACACCACCAGCAUUUUCCUGAACUGGACUAUCUCUGAGGGUGAUAUUGAGGCUUUUGAUGUAGCAGUGAAGAAGUUUCCAAAAGACUUCAAGCCGUCUAUGUUUCCUCUUGCUGUUUCCAGGGCUGAAGCCACUCUGGCAGAACUGACCUCUAACACCUCCUAUGAAAUCAAUGUUAGUGCAGUUGGCAGCAACAGCAUGAGGGGUCCACCUGUGACUGUGCUCUGUAACACAUCUGUGGAAGUCUUCCCCCCUCCUGUGCGAGCAGACAUCCCCCAGUUUGAUGCCAGUUCCAGAGUCAUCAUCUCCCCAGACAUGUUCAGCGAGGAGAAUGGCCUCAUAGAGUAUUAUGGUGUUGUUGUCACCACCAAUGAGUCUUUGUUGAGACCUACUCAAGACAUCAUCUACCGCACAUGGUAUGACCACUAUUAUGGACAGGAAGACUCAUACUUGGCUGUGUUGGUACCAAACCCAUUUCAUCUCAAUGAGAGCACCAAUCGCAAGGCAUGGCCAGUGACAGUGGGUACAGAGGAAUGUAGCCACUCCCGGCAGACCUGCAAUGGGAAGUUGAAGACAGAUGCACAAUACAGGUUCAGCAUUGCUGCAUUCACCAGAUAUAGCCAAAAAGCUCCUAAAGUGUCAUUCACGGCAUUCUCAGCAUCGGAUGCCUCUGCAGAUUCUGCUGCUUUAUCUGCCCCAGUUGUGGCUGGGAUCAUUAUGGGAUUCCUAGUGACAGUCACAGCAAUUAGUGCAUGGGUAUACUGGAAGCAUCUAAGAGCAAGGAGAAUGGAAAAGGGUAGCAUGCCCCAAGAAAUGACCACAUAUAGUCUGAGAAAUACUCACCGGCCAAUCCCCAUACAAAGUUUCAGGCAAUACUAUGAGACAAGAGCAGCAAACUCCAAUCAUGGGUUCUUUCAGGACUUUGAGGAGCUGAAGGAAGUGGGGAAAGAUCAACCAAAAACAGAAGCUGAACUUCCUGCCAACACCUCUAAGAAUCGAUACCUUCAUGUUCUACCUUAUGAUUACUCCCGAGUAAAGCUGAGCCUGCUGGAUGGGGAGCCCCACUCUGACUACAUCAAUGCCAACUUUGUGCCAGGUUACAACUCCCCACAGGAGUUCAUUGUCACGCAGGGGCCCUUGAAGAAAACUCUGGAUGACUUCUGGCGACUGGUCUGGGAGCAGCACAUCUGCACCAUUGUCAUGUUGACUGUGGGCAUGGAGAAUGGCCGGGUACUGUGUGAAUACUACUGGCCCUCAGACACCUCUUUUAUCUCUUCUGGGCAGUUCCGUAUUCACCUGCUUGCUCAGAAUUUUGCAGAUGAAUGGACUACACGGGAGCUAAAGCUCCAGCAUGAAGGACUAAAUGUGGAAAGGAGAGUGAUCCAUCUGCACUACACAGCAUGGCCUGAUCAUGGUAUCCCUGAGUCCACAGUCUCCAUAAUGAACUUCAUGGAGUUGGUGAGAGCCCAUACGCAGAGUGCAAAGGAAUCCGGGCCUACACUGGUACACUGUAGUGCAGGUGUGGGCCGCUCAGGCACUUUCAUUGCCCUUGACCGGCUCCUGCAGCAACUGAAGUACGAGAAGCUGGUGGACGUAUUCAAUACCAUUUACAGUCUGCGGAUGAGCCGCCACCUGAUGAUUCAGACUCUGGGGCAGUACAUUUUCCUGCACAGCUGCAUCCUAGAGAAGAUUUCUGAAGACCCACUUAUUGGCUUGCCUGGGAUAGAGCUCUCCCACCCAAUUCCUCUCAAGAGCUUUGUUCAGCACCAUGCACGGAACUGCUCCAAGGCCAAUGCUGGCUUCCUGAGGGAACAUGAGAUGCUCUUGGAAAUUGCAAAAGAGGAAGUCAGUUCUCCAGUCUCACCUUCUGGCAAUCAACAGGUCAACCUCUGCUCCAGCAAGAUCCCUUAUGAUCGUUCUAAAGUGAAGUUCUCACCACUGGGCCGAGAUCCCUUCUCUGACCUUGCACAUGUCUGGUUCAUCCCUGGCUACCACUCACCUAAGGACUAUAUAGCUAUUGAAGGACCUGACAAGUUGUCCCUAGAUGAGUUUUGGGGGCUGGUCUGGGAACAUGGAGUCCACACCAUCAUCACUUUACAACCUGGGCAGACAAACAGCCCGGUUCCAGACAACUCAUGCUGGCCCUCUGAGGGUGAACCUGUCUGUACAGAGAUGUUGACCAUACAACAAGGCCCAGAGAAGGCUGUUUCAGGAUGGCCAUGCAUUCAGCUCAGAAUGAAAUAUGAGAAGAAGGCCAAAGAGAGGUUGCUACAACGAUUCCUGUUCCCUCUGUGGGAAGGAGAGGAAUUGCCGGAUUCCGAGGUCCUGAUGGGUUUCAUUUCCAUUGUCAGGCAACUGUUACCAUAUCGGAAGAAAACCAGUCCCUUGGUUCUUCACUGCAGUUCGGGUGGUGUGGCCCAGAUGGGGAUUCUGAUUGCUCUGGAUACCCUGUUGCAGCAGCUGAAAGGAGAGAAAAGCGUGGAUGUAUAUGGUGUUGUCUUGAGGCUCGUGAGGAGCUGCUGUCUCAUGACUCCAACACUGGAUAAGUACAUGUAUCUAUACAAUUGCAUCCAUGACAUCAUCGCUCAGAAACAAGUCUAGGACCACAAUAGGCCUUGGCUUCCACUCUCUGUUAAAUGGUGGGUAGAUAUCGGAGCUGCACAAGACCACAGCAGGACUGUGGGCACACAGACUGAACUAAACUGUUCCAAUGCAGAGAUGAGCAACUGCCCCAGGGGACCUAUGCUCAGUCUGUGUGGGAAGUGGAAAAUCAGGAGUCAGCAACAGUGACUUACAAUGUUCCUGUCUUCUUCUAUCAGCAGUGCUCCAAGGCAGAAAUGGUCAAGCAAGAGCAAUGUAUUCCUCAUUCAGGAUGUAUUAUUUGCAGCAACAAUGGCACCUUACCCGAAUCUUCCUCACCUCUAUUUAGAAGCCUUGGAAUUUGGGGGACUCAAAGCUCCAACAUAUGGCUGGAAUUUGUGGCAGCCCACUAACAGAAUCAAGGUCACUGUGCCAUUCUAUGGCACCUCAACAUUUAGGAUAAUUUGUGUCAUUCUCUAAAAGGGCAUAGCUGGAAAAGGUGCAGAAAACAUCUCUGGAGGAUGUCCAUCAAAGCUGAUCAGCCUGUAGCUAGGAAGAGAGAGUACAUAGAAGGGUGGUGAGCAUUGGGCAGAGCAAUCCAAUGUCCUGCUCCUUCCCAACACACCUCCCCUGCUGCUGCCUAUAUUUGGUUUUCCAUGCCAGCACUUGCACCAACAUCAAUUAUGCUAAUGGAUCCUGUAUCUGUGGGAUCUGCUGGCACAAGGGAACUUAAUUAAUAUCCUAUCCUUGGCCAGCUGGCCCAAGUCAAGGAUAAGAUGGCACUGUAAAAUGCGUAGGAGUGUCUUCCUCACAAAAAACACAACUAAAACAAGCAUGGAUCAUCUUCCAUAUACAAGAAAAUGAAUUAAAUAAUCGAUGACUGUUUUUGCUUUUAAAAAAGUGUGACUGUGGAGAUAAAGACAGGGUUUAAUGCAAUUGUGUGGUUUGGAGAAAGGUACUAAAAAGAGGGGAAAAUAUUCAAUUAGAUCCAAAGAAUUGUGGUAAUCUAAUGACACUGCUGGGAAACCAAUUCAAGAGAGCUACAAAAACUGAUUUAUGCAAUAUGCAAAUAGCCUAUAGAAUUCAGUGCCAUGGGAGUGUCACGAUUCCACAUUUAGAUUCAUUCAUUCAUUCAUUCAUUCAUUCAAUUUAUAUACCGCCUAGUAUAAAAAUCUCGAGGCGGUGAACAGAAUUAAAAACAUAAAGAUAAAGGUUUAUAUAAUGGAGUAAAUAAAUUCAUGGAAGACAGGUCCAGCCACAGAUGGGAUUACACAGAAUAGACUGGAAUAGAUGCUGAGAACAAAGUGUGGAUAUGACCACUUUGCCCUACUUGUGAAUUUCCCCAGAGCACAUGGGUGGCCAUUGCUGGAGACAAUAUGCUCUUCUAGAUGGAAACUCUUGGUUCAGUCCAGCAUGUUUUGAUGACAGCCCCCUUGAUUCAUAUUCCACAUGCUGCUUCCAGAGAAAACCAAGGCAAGACUCAUCAUAAAUUCUUAGCACCCUCUGCUUUUUUGCCAUUCCUGUCUCAUUUCCCUGUUCCCAGCUGCUGAUUCCCUGGACUCUGUCAGUUCCCCAUCCUGUGAUAACUCUGCUGCCAAACAACAAAGACUGCAGUUGGCGGUCACUCUGUGUGUGUGUGUGGGGGGGAUUAUAUAUUUGAGGCACACGGAUGGGCCUCCUUGAGAGCAGGGCUCUAGGACACAUCUCCACUUUCCAAACCCUCUUGCAGCUCUGCCUUUAGGUCUCUUUUUCUCCAUGGAAGGACAAGACAGGGUUCUCUCAUCCCAAGCCAUGCUUUGGAAAGUUUUAUUUUCUCUUUCUUGGGUUGUUUCCAGAUUACACAGUACAACAGGGGUAAAAUGCUUAGGCUUGGCAGGAUCAUAUUGAAAACAAUCCCCAGAAUCUCAAAUGGGAAAAUAUUUUUUGCGACGCACAUGCAAUGUUGUAGCACUAUAACGCAAAGAUAAAAUCUGAAAGGCAGCAUCGGAAAUGUAAAUGGCACCCUGCUGUCAGUGCAGGGACUGUGGUGUCACAAUACAGGAAGUACAGAAGCACACUUAGCAGAUCUGUCUUGACACUGUUGUAGGGUUUAAUCUGGAAAGCAACUUGGUCUCAAACUCAGUUCUGUCUUAACUCUCUUUUUUAAAUGGUCACAAUUUAAAAACGAGAUUGAGGGUGAGCCAAACAUAUGUGAUUAUAAUGGGAAUGAAUUAUCUCAGAUUCUCCGAAACAGAAGAAAAGGGGCAAAUUGUUUUGUAAUAAUAAAUUAUUCUUUAAAAACGUUUUUGUUUUAAUUUCUCUAUUUUGCAAGUUUUUGUCUGCUUCAAUUGUGGUUUGUGAUAGGCAAAGUAUAAUGUGAGUAGUGUUCCACUAGAGGGCAGUGCUACAGUCAGUUUAUCAUUCACACGGUAGGGAUUAUUUUCAAAGGGCAAGUGGAUGAAGAAAAGGUGAGUCUGAGCAUUUUAGAACCAGUAAAUUUUGUAAAACCAGAAGCUGCAGAACAGUUUAUAUGAAACAAUGUUGUGUUGGAGAUGUCGACUGAAUAGAUCCGGGCAGAAUCGAAGCAGUUGUUGAACAGACAAGCAACCCAAUGUUUGUUUAUUAUAUCAUUUUAACAGAGGGAAAUUUAUCUUAUACAACUGCAACUAAAAUAGUAGAGCUUCUGUUGUAAACGUAUGAUAUAUCCUUAUCAUGUGGGAAACAAUCUGACCUGUGAUUAGUUUUCCAGGUUUGUGCCUGCUUAUUUUAAGCAUCUAUAUGCUGCUCUUGGAGCACACACAGCUCCCAAACCCUGGCAGAACACAGUUUUUGAUUGUGUGAAUGACCUCUUUAUGUAGAAUGAGAACACUGUUCCAUGUCCCAAAGAGACAAUCUAAAGAGAUACUAAGAAGACAAGAGAGGAAGUGUAGGGAAGAGAAGGCAAGGGAGGGCCUUGCUUCUUCUUGCUGUCCAUCAUUCACCCUAGAAGGGAUAGUGUUGUUGUUAAUCUAUCCAGUAUCUUCCAAACUGCAUAGCUCCUGGGUUGUAAGUGGGAUAUUGCCACAGUUUUCAGGCCUGUGUACAUUGAUUGUACACUACUGUAUACCCUAUUCACAUUUUACAACCUGUGUGGAUUUCUGAUGGUCUUGGAAAUGAAACAGGCAAGCCCAGAAAAAGGGUGUAAUCUCUCCUGCUACACAUAGAGAUUAGCUCAGAGAACCUACCUUUCAAUCCAGACCAGUGCAUAUUUGCAAAAAAAGCAUGUACAACUGUUAGAGAAUCUUGUGCUAGUGGCACUCUGUAACAUAGGUGUUGCUGUCAGAUCCAGCCUCCCAUUCUUCUGUCUCCCAUUCCGGCUUAAAUAUGUACCAGUGUCAAUAAAACCAAUGCCUUUACAUUGUUUUAAAUGGUGGGCAUUAUUUUGCCCCCCCCCCCCCAAUACACAGACAGAGACACAAGUGGACACCAAACAGGGCAAUGGAACUGGGACUAUGAUAUACUAGCAGGGGUGCAUAGCCGUUCAUAUGUGAAAAUGUACAACUUCCAUUUGAAACAAAGAAUAAAAGUAUAUUAAUUACUCUUA
Hemicordylus capensis (graceful crag lizard) is the source of this 10276-nucleotide messenger RNA. Its product is annotated as receptor-type tyrosine-protein phosphatase V-like. Gene Ontology annotation, biological process: protein dephosphorylation; angiogenesis. The transcript is spliced from 37 exons. Gene Ontology annotation, molecular function: protein tyrosine phosphatase activity; cadherin binding. NCBI's taxonomy places the organism in Eukaryota, Metazoa, Chordata, Lepidosauria, Squamata, Cordylidae. Bases 433 to 6735 code for a protein of 2100 amino acids. The record is from RefSeq and is a predicted model, not a curated record.